AUGCAGAGGGGCAGGAAGGAAGGAAGGAAGGGAGCCGCUGUGGGGGGAAAAUUCAGCUGUCUAAUGGAGUGUGAGUGCAAGAUAGAGGACUGCCAGACUGGUGGCUACCACUUUUAUGAUAAAACUAAGGCAAUUGCCUGUAGAGCUGUGUGUAUAAGUCCACAAGUUUUAUGA
Messenger RNA from Laccaria bicolor S238N-H82, 174 nucleotides. RefSeq lists its product as uncharacterized. NCBI's taxonomy places the organism in Eukaryota, Fungi, Basidiomycota, Agaricomycetes, Agaricales, Hydnangiaceae. The record is from RefSeq and is a predicted model, not a curated record. The transcript has a single exon. Bases 1 to 174 code for a protein of 57 amino acids.